UAACGUUGUCUCUUUGGAUUUGGGUUUGAAAUGCCUUAACUAUUUACAGGCGAGAAACUGUGAGUGGGCAUCUCCAGUUCAGCAUCGCGUCUUCGCCUCUCAAUUUACUUUUUCUCUCAUUCUUCAUAAAUUAAGACCCCAUCUCUGCAAAUGCAUAAAGAUUCCCUUCUUUCUUGAACGACUUUUCUUUCUUUUUUUGUGUGAGCCCAAUACAAGAAAUGUCAUUCUCUUCUUGUUUUCUCCGAGCUCCACCCUGCGUUUCUCCUCUCCGGGUUGAUCUUCACACAAGACCGCCCAUUACUAACCUAUGUAACACCCGAGCGAGUAAUAAUUCUCAUGAAAGCACGAAAAUAUGGGUUCUUGGUAUGAGGCAACGGUCAAGCUCUAAUUUUCUUGGAGGUUCAAGAACUAUUAGUAUACCUAUUCCUGGAACAAUGGCUGUACACAGAAAAAGCUCAGUCGUAUCUGCUUUGUGUAAUGGGCUUGCGAAUUCUCAGAUUGCUGCUAGUGCUUUUACAUGGGGUACAGUUGCUGUGCUUCCAUGUUACACCUUCAUGGUUGUCGCGCCUCAAGCUGACUUUACUAAGAAAAUAGUGGCAAGCAGCAUACCCUAUAUUGCUCUUGCCAUCUUGUAUGCUUAUCUACUCUAUCUGUCGUGGACACCCGACACAAUCCGCUACAUGUUUGCAAGUAAAUACUUGCUGCCGGAGCUACCGGGCAUUGCCAAGAUGUUCUCGAGUGAGAUGACUCUCGCUUCUGCUUGGAUUCAUUUGUUAGCCGUCGAUCUCUUUGCUGCAAGCAGGCAGGUGUAUUUUGAUGGACUGCAAGACAACGUGGAAACCCGGCAUUCGGUUUCUCUUUGCCUGCUGUUUUGCCCCAUUGGCAUUCUUACACAUUUUAUAACUAAAGCAGUGAGCAGGAAAACAGAGCAUGGAACUCGUUAAGCAAGCAACCAGUUUUCAUCAAUCCAUUCAGUGAUAGGAGUAGUCCUUGUUCCAUUAAAUUACUACAUAUAUCAGUGAAACAAUGCCGUUCUGCCCUCUGUUUACAUCAUUAGAUAGUCAAGGUGUGUUUGAUUUAUAUGCAAGUCCAAAUCUAUUCUAGUCUAUCA
This is a messenger RNA of Salvia splendens (bonfire salvia), 1111 nucleotides long. Its product is annotated as protein ABA DEFICIENT 4, chloroplastic-like. NCBI's taxonomy places the organism in Eukaryota, Viridiplantae, Streptophyta, Magnoliopsida, Lamiales, Lamiaceae. Bases 219 to 944 code for a protein of 241 amino acids. The record is from RefSeq and is a predicted model, not a curated record. The transcript is spliced from 6 exons.